AUGACGAUCCAGUUCAGAAAUGGAUUCAUCGACCUUGCGAUCAACGUAUUUGAGAAGCUUCACGGGGACUUGGUGGAAUUUGUCGUAGACUGGACCGAUGACGGUUUUCACGGCUUCUUCAACGGUGUCGACGCCGGUUUUGAGUGGACCAGAUCUUUCUUCUUCCUUUUAAAUCACAACUCAUCGAGCAUUGAUGAUGAUACGAAGGUGAUGGUGUUGCUGAUGCAAAGAAUAAUGUUGAAGACACGCGUAAGAUGCGUUAUUUCGACACUGAAUCGUGAUGACGAGGCUAUGAUGCAAUGA
Vicia faba (fava bean) is the source of this 303-nucleotide messenger RNA. The record is from the annotation of a GenBank genome assembly. Lineage: Eukaryota; Viridiplantae; Streptophyta; Magnoliopsida; Fabales; Fabaceae.